Messenger RNA from Owenia fusiformis, 1085 nucleotides. The record is from the annotation of a GenBank genome assembly. NCBI's taxonomy places the organism in Eukaryota, Metazoa, Annelida, Polychaeta, Sabellida, Oweniidae.
ACUAAAUCAUGACUGAGGAAGAAGAGGUGAAUCAAUUUCAAUAUAGUAAUGAGGACUUUAAUCAAUCCAUUCCUUCGUGGGAUGUGGAAAAUGCAGAGUGCAGUCAGUUUGACACAGUGCUUAGAAAUGGUUGGGACAAGGCAAUGAAAGAUGGACGCUUUAGGUACAAUUUAGACCAUGUAAAAAGCAAGGUUUUACCAGGCGAAAAGAAGUUAUUGGUUCAGUUGAAUACAAAAAGAGCAACAGAAAGACGGAGGCCUCAAGCUAUAAUGGGACUUAAACAGGAAUUUAAUCCGGACAAUUUUAAUUUUAAUAAAGCUAAAAAAGGAGAAAUAUUAAUGGAAUUAAUAUGUAAAAAUAGCAAUUCUGAAGGAAGUCCUUGUAAAAAGCAGAAGAAAGGCAGGAACCUGAUUCUCAUUAACGUUAGUCCUCUAGAAUAUGGUAAUGUUUUAUUGGUCCCUGACAUGGAGGCUUGCCAGCCACAGAUAAUGACAGUGAAGGGAAUGGAGAUGGCACUGGAGGUGAUGCUAUUGAGUGCCCAUAGAGGUUUUAGGAUGGGGUUCAACAGUCUCUGUGGUUUUGCCUCAGUGAAUCACCUUCAUUUCCAUGCUUGGUAUGCUGAUCAUAAACUUUACACUGAGACUGAGAAAGUGUCCCACGUACAUGGUUUGUGUUAUGAACUGGAGGGAUCUUGGACCAGAGGAUUUGUUUUCCAAUUAGAAGGAUCAACAAUCAAUGAAGUAGCUAGGUCUGUUCAUGCAUUGACAUCAUGUUUCCAAGACAACGACACUGCCCACAAUCUGUUCAUGACAAGAGGACAAUCAUUCCAGGAUGCCAGCAAAUGCACUGUGAGAACAUAUCUCUGGCCCAGGAGAAAUGUUUUUGGUAUCAAAGAUGGUGCAGCAUUCAAUGUUGCUGUAGCAGAACUUGGAGGUCACCUGCCCCUUAAAGAUGAGACAAACUUCGAAACAUUAACAGAAGAACUGGCACAACAAACAUUCUCAGACGCAUCUCUAGAUGAAUCAGACUAUUCUAAAAUAAGAACUAAAGUUAUUGAACAGCUUAAGACAUUAGACAAUGAAUAG